Messenger RNA from Lycium ferocissimum, 1977 nucleotides. Its product is annotated as cytochrome P450 CYP72A219-like. The coding region runs from base 59 to 1624 and encodes 521 amino acids. The record is from RefSeq and is a predicted model, not a curated record. The transcript is spliced from 5 exons. NCBI's taxonomy places the organism in Eukaryota, Viridiplantae, Streptophyta, Magnoliopsida, Solanales, Solanaceae. Gene Ontology annotation, molecular function: monooxygenase activity; iron ion binding; heme binding.
AUAUAUAUCAUACAUAAAGACCGGAUAGAGCUAACUGUGUGGUAUAGAGCGGAGGAUAAUGCCUUUUCAUAUGGAGAUAUCAUAUUAUAACUUCAAAAUUGCAAUAUUUUCAUUUGCAAUUAUUUUUGUUUUAAGAUGGACAUGGAGAAUCUUGAAUUAUGUUUGGUUCAAACCAAAAAAGUUGGAGAAAUGCCUAAUACAACAAGAUCUCAAAGGAAAUUCAUACAAGUUCUUGUUUGGGGACAUGCAAGAGAUGAAGAAGAUGGGUGAAGAAGCUUUGUCCAAACCUAUUGAUUUCACACAUGACAUGAUUUGGCCUAGAGUUAGCCCCUUCAUUCACAAAACUAUCACAAAUUAUGGUAAGAAUUGUUUUGUGUGGAUCGGGCCAAGACCAGCAGUACUCAUCACAGAACCUGAACUUAUAAGGGAGGUGCUAACAAAGAACUACGUUUAUCAGAAGGCUCGUGGCAGUCCACUCUCUAAGUUGUUAGUAGCUGGACUUGCAAACCAUGAAACAGAUAAAUGGGCCACACACAGAAGGCUUCUCAAUCCUGCUUUUCAUCUUGACAAGUUGAAGCAUAUGCUACCUGCAUUCAAAUUGACUGUUAGUGAGGUGUUGAGCAAAUGGGAGAAAAUUGUAUUGAAAGAAGGAUCAGAAAUAGAUGUGUGGCCUUAUCUUCAAACUUUGACAAGUGAUGCAAUUUCAAGAACUGCUUUUGGCAGUAGUUAUGAAGAAGGAAGAAAGAUUUUUGAACUUCAAAGAGAACAACUUCAACUGAUCUCAAAAGUGUCACGCACAAUAUACAUUCCAGGAUGGAGGUUUUUGCCAACUAAAAGCAACAAAAGGAUGAAGCAAAUCUUCAACGAAGUAAGAGAACUUGUUUUGGGAAUUAUCAAUAAAAGACUGAGGAUGAUUGAAGCUGGAGAAGAGCAUGAUGAUUUAUUGGGUAUAUUAUUAGCAUCCAAUUUAAAAGAAAUUCAACAACAUGGACAUAAAAAAUUUGGUAUGAACAUUGAUGAGGUGAUUGAAGAGUGUAAAUUGUUCUAUUUUGCUGGGCAAGAGACUACUUCAACUUUACUUGUAUGGACAAUGAUUUUAUUGUGCAAGUAUCCUAUUUGGCAAGAAAGAGCUAGAGAAGAGGUUCUACAAGUUUUUGGAAGUGAUGAAAUUGACUAUGACAAGUUGAAUCAGCUAAAAGUAGUGACUAUGAUCUUAAAUGAGGUCUUAAGGUUGUAUCCAUCAGGAUAUUUUAUCAGUCGACUGGUGACAAAAGACACAAAGUUAGGGAAUUUGUGUUUACCCUCUGGGGUGCAACUCAUAUUAGCAACAAUUUUGUUGCAUCAUGAUAUUGAAAUAUGGGGAGAUGAUGCAAUGGAGUUCAAUCCCAAGAGAUUUAGUGAAGGGAUAUUAAAAGCAACAAAAGGACAAGUUGUAUUUUUUCCAUUUAGUUGGGGUCCAAGAAUAUGCAUAGGCCAAAACUUUGCUAUGUUAGAGGCAAAAAUGGCAAUGGCCAUGAUUCUAAAACACUAUGCAUUUGAACUCUCUCCGUCUUAUGCUCAUGCUCCUCAUCCACUAUUGCUUCAACCUCAAUAUGGUGCUCAAUUAGUUUUGUACAAGAUGUAGAAAUGCGUCUUUUGUCUAAAUAGGGUUGUAAUAACAUUGAGUCUACUGUCCUACUAUGUUUUAUUUCCCGACCUUCAUUUGUAUAUGACUAUUACGUUAAUGACCCUUCAAAUCAGACAUUGAGGAGAAGGAUCACGCUUUAUAACGACUAGUUAAUAUAUAAAAUAUGUCAUCCGAAGCAAAAAAAAAAAAGAAGAAGAAAUGUGUGUAUUUUGAGUCAUGUUGUAUUGUUCUUUAAUUAUAGUUCAUGUAACUAGGAGUUUAAGGAUCGGUGUAGUAGCUAUGUAUAUGUCAGUCUUAUAUGUGUUGUUUGGUAAGAAUAAAGUAUUUCAUAAUAUUAUUAAUUUGCUCUA